Messenger RNA from Aspergillus mulundensis, 747 nucleotides. RefSeq lists its product as uncharacterized. Bases 1 to 747 code for a protein of 248 amino acids. NCBI's taxonomy places the organism in Eukaryota, Fungi, Ascomycota, Eurotiomycetes, Eurotiales, Aspergillaceae. The record is from RefSeq and is a predicted model, not a curated record. The transcript has a single exon.
AUGUCUACCACCACCCAAUUCACCAUGUCCCAAUGGACCGGCAUCGAAAUCGUCGCCAACCUCAAAGACCUCCCAUCCAACAGAACCGAAGCCAAAGCCGCCGUCUGCCAGAUAAUCCGGUACUACACCCUCAAGAUCGUCGCCGCAACCGGCUGCAACACAUUCCUCAUCACAAUCGGCUACUACAAACCAACAAAAACAUGGCGUCUGAACCUCAAGGCCCGCGAGCUCCUCGUCACCGAACUCGGCGAUACAUGGCAGGGCGAGAUCACCGCCCGCCUACGCGGCAGCAAGUGGAUUGACGUGGACUCCAUCCGCACCCGCGACAUCCACGCCCCGCGCUUCGCUGAUGCGGAUGAGUGGAAGCACCUCGCGGACAAGAGGGGGAACUGGCGCGGGGUCUCGAACUUCACGUAUUACCGCGGGGUUCCUUUUCUCCUAAUGAAGAACGGGACCCUCUAUACAAAUGAGGCGACCAGGCUUGGUGAGCUGCGGAUGGAGAAGCUCGCGGAUGAUAUCCAGGGCGUUGGACUCACGCCCAUGCGGCUCUGGGAUGGGCGGACUGACAGCGCUAGCAGUUUGUUGCACGUCAUGGAGAAGCUCUCGCCUAGGAACCGGGAGGAGCGCGAGGCCAGGGCGGAGGAGGCCAGGAGGCUGAACCGCAUUGCCCAUGGUGGUAGUGGUUCUAGUGGUGAGGACAGUGACUCUGACAGCAGGAGUGUUCAUUGGGAACACCCAGGGCUGUGA